Aphis gossypii (cotton aphid) is the source of this 2637-nucleotide messenger RNA. RefSeq names its product kelch-like protein 1. Gene Ontology annotation, molecular function: protein binding. The record is from RefSeq and is a predicted model, not a curated record. Lineage: Eukaryota; Metazoa; Arthropoda; Insecta; Hemiptera; Aphididae. The transcript has 12 exons. The coding region runs from base 209 to 1972 and encodes 587 amino acids.
AUUAGGCGCGCCAUGCGCAUAAUAUUCGGUCGAGGUCCAUCUAGCCAAUUCCUGUGAAUUGUGAUUUGUGAAGUUGAAUUAUUGCAACUUUUAUGCGACAGAGUCGAUUUUCAAGAAUCUACUACACUUCGAAAUUUAAGUAAUAUUUGACGAUGAACAUUUUGGACGAAAAUCUUUGGCUAUUAACAGUAGUAGUAUAAAUACUGCAAUGGAAACAUCAAACCAAGAUUCAUCGAAAUCAAAUCGAUAUUCAGAUGAAGAUAAUGAAAUUGCUUUAACAUCUAAAGGUUUAAAUUACAAAGGAAUAAACGAUGAACCUUAUUUACGUUUGAUGCAACUAGAUGAAUCUACAAUGGAUGUAUCUUUGGUCGUGAAUAACCAAAAAUUAAAUGCCCACAAAGCCGUUUUAGCUUCAAAGAGUGACUAUUUUGAUAGAAUGUUUGAUAGUUAUUUUAAAGAGCGGUUUGAAGAUAAAAUAGAAAUAAAUAUAACUGAUGUUAGCUUUGAAAUUUUGAGUACACUUGUUAAUUUUUUUUACACAUCAGAAAUAUAUAUUACAGAAAAUAAUGUUCAGGAUCUAUUGAUAAGUUCUAAUAUAUUUUUACUGGAUGAAAUCCAAAAUGUCUGUGUAAACUACAUAAAAAAGAUAAUUGACACGGAAAAUUGCAUAAAAAUGAAAGAUUUUGCUAAUACAUUAGGAUUAAAUGAUCUUUAUUCUUUAUGCAUGUCUUAUAUAGUAAAAAAUUUCAGACUUGUGGCUAAAACUGAAGAAUUUAUGGAGACUAAUUUUGAUGAAAUAAUGCUAUUACUCAAGAAUGAUGAUUUAUUUGCUAAAGAAGACAUGAUUUAUGAUGUUGUUAUGAAUUGGAUAAAAUAUGAUCCUAUAACCAGAUCAAAGUACUCAUCAGAAUUAUUAUGGUAUGUUCGAUUACCAUUAGUUUUAAAUACUUACCAAGGAAUCAACAAGAUUCAUGAGUUUCAAGGUGCUAAAAUUAAUAAAUUUAGUUCUUUCCGAACGGAGCAUCGAAGACCAUUUAGAAAAGGAAUUUUAGUGAUAAGUCAUCAGCCAUAUACAUCAACUCCACAGUGGUAUGAUGCUGCCUUAGAUCAAUGGCAGCGUUGCAUAUGUGAAAAUUGUCCGUGUAUGAGCUUUCAGUAUCGAUUAUUACCACCUAGACCUUUUUGUACAAUGGUUUUACUUGAUGAAAAUCGCUUAUUUACUGCUGGAGGUUCUGUAUAUGGUAAUGGGAUGAGAACAGCAACUAUGUUUGAUUUAAAGACUAAAAAAUGGGUAUUAUUAAAUGACAUGCAUUAUGAACGUCUUAAGCCAUAUGUAAUACAACUUGAAUCAUAUGUUUAUGUGAUUGGCGGUUAUACUGGAGAAGAAGAAAACGUCAGUGUUAUAGAAUAUUAUGAUUUAAAAAAAAAUGCAUGGUACGACGUUUAUUGUGAAAUAAACUAUAUUGAGACAUUUAAAAGUGGUAUUUAUGUUGCCUGCGUUAAAGGAUUAAUUUACAUAAUUGGAAAGACUGAAGCUGGAUAUUAUGAUCCUCGUAAUAAGAAGUGGAAAUAUAUUGAUCCAAUACCUGAAUAUUAUAUGGGUUCUGCAGUUUGCACAUUAAAUGGAAAUAUUUAUAUUAUCGGUGGUGAAUAUUUGCAAAGUUGUUGCAAAACUGUAUGGGCAUACUGUACUUUGACUGAAGAAUGGGUAUCCUUAGCUGAACUAAAUUUUCCUAAAUCAUUUUCUGGCGCAGUAGCAAUGAAUGGUAAUAUUUAUUUAUUUGGAGGAAAAAUGUUAAUGACGCCCCUUUCGAAUAUAUUUGAAAUAUACCAUCCUCAUGAAAACAAAUGGGUAACUUCAAGUGCUCUUAUGGAAGAAAGACGAUUUUACAUUGAUGCAAUUGUUAUUGAAAAAAAUUCUGAAUUGUAUGAACAAGUGUUUGAAGAAUCAACUAAUACUAUUAUUCAUUAAAAUAUGGCCAUAAAUUAUACAUUUAAUGUUUAAAUCCAUCAAUACUCGAGUCAGUGGUGGUAUUAAAGAAGAAAUUCAUGACUGAGUCAUUUCUUCUGGCAUUAAUGAAAAUGUGAAAAUACUUAUACUUCCUUUAAGUUAAGAAGGAAUCUCAGAGGUUUGUGUGGGACAUGGUUUUUUACUACUCAUGGUACAAAUACAGAUGGAAGACUCAGUGGAAAUAAUCACAAUUAAAUUUCAAAGUUCCUCAUUAACUAACCAGAUCUCACACUCCAUUCUAUGUUCCAAAUUGCUCUGUUAACUAUUUAUCUAAUGAACUGUUGAGGCGUCUCAUGCUGAAUGCCAAUACGAACCCUGAUUUUCUUUAUCCAUGAUUUUUAAUUUUUGUCUUUAUAUUUCUUUUAUGUUGUAAUUUAUUAAUUAAUUUUGUAGUAUGUAUUGUAAUAAUUAUUAUAAAUUGUAAAGAAAAGUAAUACUCAUUUAAAUUAUAUAAAUAUAAAUUUAUAAAUAUGUAAAUAAUAAACAAGCGUUUUCUGAUCGUUGCCAACAAAAUUUGACUAUCACUGAGGUUCUCUCUUAACAUGAAUGGAGUAUUGUAACUCUCACUGUUACUAGAACAAAAUAAUUGUUAAUUAAUAUUAAUAAAGGUUAUUCCAUAUUCUCGA